AUGUCUCAUAGAAUUGGCUAUAGAUUUCUAUCGCCUCCACACUGCGAAAUUACACGACGAUUAGCAGAAUCAGCAGAAGGUGCUUUUUUACAAAACGAAGGACCUUAUUCUAUAUUAAAACUUGGUAUAAAACGUGCUAAAUUUGCUUUAAGUUCAGCUUGUUCAAGCAUUUGAAACUAUAUUUUCCCCCCCGCCCAAAUAGGAGUGAUUUCAAGAGAUGCCUUUUCAAGCUUGAAAAAAAUUUAUCCUAUUUCUGAGUUCAUAGAAGAUAGUAUAUCUCAGCCAAAGCCUCUUCAUACAGAUACUGGAACUUCAGCCCCCACCCCAGGAAGAUUCGAGAUAAGAGAUUCGGAGUUAAAGCGGCCAUUUGAAGAAAUUACGCCUUAUCAAGCAAAAAGAUUGAAAAAAGAAGAAAGUUUAAUGCUAAGUGUGAUAAAUUCUGAGCAAUCGACUGCAGUAGAGAGAGAAUCGUUUAAGCCAAUUAUCCCUGAAAAUAAAAUUAAAAUUCCGCCAUGAAGGAAAAUGCACAUCAAGUUAACAGAUAAGCAAAACAAGAAUGAGCCAGAAAAAAAUAACAAUAGCAUAAUGAGAAAGGAAAAAGAAAUAAUAGUGAAGACUGUGACAAUCAUCAAAGAUGCUGAAAAAGAAAAUUUUAACAAAAUUCAGUCCUGCGACUUUAAAGACGAGCCAGAAAAAAAUGACAAUAGCAAAUUUAUAAAGGAAGACGAAAACAUAGCAAAGACUAAAAUCGUAAAAGAUACAGAAAAAGAAAUUUGGAAUCUCAACAAAGUGCAAUCCUCUGAUUUUAAGAAUCAGUCAACUAGUCAGGCGCCCGACCCCGAUUCAACAUUGCAACUAAAAAAAAAUUGGAAAGAGGAAACUAAACAAAGAUCCACAGAAGUAUCUUUUAAAGGGGAAACUAAACAAAAGCCAGUAGAAAUGAUACUAGGGGACGCUAAAUCAAUUCACUUAGAAAAUAUACAAGAAGAAAAAGAAAAGUCUUCAGAAGAAUCAAGCAUGCAAGCUGGAAGUCAAAAUAUUGAAGAGCCUUCAUCACCUGCAGUAAGCUUUGGUGGCCAAUCUCAAGAAUUAAAUGCAGUUUCUCCGACAAAAAAUUCGAAUGAUUCAAAUUCAUUUUUUGUAAAAAAUAAUAAUAAAGCACUUGAAAAAAUCAAUGAAAAUGAAGAAAAAGAAAAGGUUGAGAUGGAAUCUGUAAAAACUGAGCAUUCGACUCCCAAUUUUGAUAAGGAUGAGAAAAGUAAAGAGUCUGACAAGAAAACAGCUGAACAUCCUGGGAAAUCUGAAUUGCUCAUAAAGAAUGAUUCUGUUUUGAAUCCUUUUGAAUCGAAAAUUUAUGAGGCAGCCAAAAAUCAGCCAAUAAUAAAUUUAUUCAAGAUGCCAGAGCAGACUAAUAAAUUAAUUAGUUCUGGAUGCUUUAGGUCUCAUCUCCAAUGUGUGACGUUCUGUCGGCUUCGGAGAAGCCUGCUAGAAGCCAAGCGAAUUGGGCGGCUUCCACCUUUGGCAACUCUGAGCCCAGGCCGAAACUCCUGGCUUCUCGGUAGCUGCAUUUACCUUUUGGUCAAGACCUUUGCCAGUAAAACCCUUUCAGGUCAGACCUUUGAUAGAUAAAAUCUUUUAGGACAGACCUUUAAGGUUAAAACCCUUUGAGGACAGGAAAUACCAUAUUCACCCUGGUCCAUUUAGUUUAUCUACCCUGACUAUUAGUCUGGUCAGUGUCGUUCCUCUGAAUUGGAGCCCUUAACUGAAGGAAGCCUCCAUUACUUUUUCCAAUCAUCUUCAAAAAAAAUACUCAAUAGCUCCUGCGAUUAAUACAGACCACCGCAGAAGCUUGAGCAGGUAAGUCAUCCUGCUCCAUUUCGGGCACUCACUGACUUGGGCGUUGCUUGCAAAAAGAAUUUACGAGCUACUGCCCUUCUGGCUAAGCCAUGAAACAGCAGCUCCAUACUUAGACCCCUUGCUUUGGGGUUCUAGUGUUGCUGGGCUAACUCCUAACUUUAGAAACCAUACCAGAAUAUGCACAUGCAACAGCUAUGAGAGGACGGGUUGGACAUCACAUGCCAUUUUAUGUAUAUAGCAGGCCAAUAAAAAAUUAGAAGCCAAUAAAGCAGAUUCAAAUAUUGAGGAAGAUAAAAGGCAGCUACAAAAGUUUGAUAUUUCUUCUACAACAUCUUCAAAUCCAUUUUUAUCAAAACUGCCUUUAUCAUCAUUUUCAUCUGCAGCCAAUAUAAAUAAUGAAAAAAAUUAUGUAAAGCCUUUAUUUGUUUUUGGUGGCCAGAACAACUCAUUUUCAACCAACCCGUUUAGCCAGCUUCCUUUAGCUCCAGCAAAUUCUUUAAAUGUCGAUAUCAAUCCAUUUCAAAGCCUUAAAACAGCUACUUCAACAUCAGGCUCAAUUCAAUAUAGCCAGCCUAUGUCAAUAAAUAAUACUCCUUUAAUCACAUCUUUUUCAGAUUCUCUGCCUAAUUCAUAUCGCACCUCAGCCGAUGCUGCUCAAUUAUCUUCAUCUAAGCCAUUUAAAAGCAAUUUCCACCAAAGUUCUUCAAUUUUUGAUCCUUUAAUUCAAAACACUACUCAGCCUCCUACAGUUGCUCCUAUAGCUUAUCAGCCUCAAUUUGGAAUCUCUCAAUCCCAAAGCACCCAAGCUAGAUCAAAUCAGCAAAUUCAGUCCAAUUUUCCUAUCCCUAAUAUUGAUAUCAAUAUGAGUAGGGUUGCAAGUGUUACACAAGAAAUAAAAAACCCCUUUGAGAAUCCAUUUCCUAAUACAUCACAUAAUUAAAAUGGAGGUGGUGACAAAAUAGGUCCUCGACGACGUCCCACCAUUUUGGCGCAAAAGUUGCUUUAUAGCCUAAACCAAGGUUCAGGCCCUUUAACUCUAACCCUUAGCAUGCCUAGAGCUGCCGUAUGGGGUGGGUAAACUUUGGGAGUCAGCUGGUGGUCACUCCAGUCAAAAGUUUUAAUUAUCCGAAUGGUUUUUGGGCCGUGAGUUCUUUCCCUACCGGUUCCGGAGGCAUCGGGCUAACUUUUGCCUUUCAUAGCACCCGACAUGACGUGAAGCAUAUGCAAGGUGGAGUCUCUCCUAACCCGUCGAAACUCAGCGGAGCAUGCAAGCCUUGGUCGUGGGAGAAGAGGCCCAAGAUUGGCAAGCAGGUUUUGGGAUCCUCGAAAGCGUGCGGAGAUAUCAAGCUGGAAGACUUUAAAGCAAAUUUAAGUUAAGUUAAUACAUCACAAAGAACUUUUAAUUUGGGCGCUUUUCCAGAUCGAAAGUUUUUAAAGGCAAAGCGGCCAGAGCAAAAGUAA
Blepharisma stoltei is the source of this 3318-nucleotide messenger RNA. The record is from the annotation of a GenBank genome assembly. NCBI's taxonomy places the organism in Eukaryota, Ciliophora, Heterotrichea, Heterotrichida, Blepharismidae.